GUAGCGGCUUCUGGCACACCGGCCGAGCAUCGAUUCAUAAGCGACCGAUUCCUGUCCUGGCGGCAGUCGCUUCUCGAUCUCGGGCGAGGUCGGAAUGAACGACGGCACAUACUGGAGAGAUGUUCCAGAGGCGACAGGGACGACGGGCACUUGCCAGUGCCUGCCCCUGGUAAGAAGCUACGGCUCUGUACCAGGGGCAGGUACCCAACCUAACGUCCCCGGACUGACAUGUGGUAACUCGACCCCUGAACGGAUCUCGGACUGCCCCUGGCAACUAACCCCUGCCAGGCCCCCCUCCCAGCCUCCAGGAGCAGACGUCAGCCAAACACCUUUCCCUUCCGCGCCGCAAGCCUUCCUUUGCCUUCUGGUGCAGCUGCCCUGCUUGGACGCGACCAGAAGAAAUGAAUCACUUCUUUUGUUCGCUGUUCUGAAGGCUGAAGACAUUGGAUACCUCCUGUGGUCGUUAUUUACGAUUUGCGAUUUCGAUGAAUUGACAGACUCACCGAUAUCAGACCGUCUUUUAAUCUAAUUCAUAUACUCUUUACGAUCAAAAAGAUACAUCAAGUGUCCAUAACAACACAAUUUCUUUGUUCAUUCUCUCUCGGUCAGCGAUGUUUCUGGACGGCGCUUCAUUCCCUGCGUUUAUGUAUUGGUGAAGUUCCUUGUGAUCCUGUAGAUUUUCCUCAUUGUACUUAGCACUAUGUUGUAUUUCAGGUACAAUAUGUUGUGCUGCUGUGUAUGAGGCUAUCUGAAGUUGUUUCUAUCAUUGUUGAAUAAAUUUUAUUUUCGUU
Molecule: messenger RNA, 791 nt
Organism: Penaeus chinensis
Lineage: Eukaryota; Metazoa; Arthropoda; Malacostraca; Decapoda; Penaeidae
Exons: 2
Coding region: 95-529 (144 amino acids)
Source: RefSeq, a predicted model, not a curated record